Hypoxylon fragiforme is the source of this 2518-nucleotide messenger RNA. RefSeq names its product WD40 repeat-like protein. Gene Ontology annotation, biological process: regulation of DNA double-strand break processing. Gene Ontology annotation, cellular component: nucleus; site of double-strand break. Gene Ontology annotation, molecular function: protein binding. The record is from RefSeq and is a predicted model, not a curated record. The coding region runs from base 110 to 1831 and encodes 573 amino acids. The transcript has a single exon. Lineage: Eukaryota; Fungi; Ascomycota; Sordariomycetes; Xylariales; Hypoxylaceae.
CAUACCUGAAUGCAUACCUGAAUGCAUACCUGAAUGCAUACCUGAACAACAUUGAACUUCUACCCUACAACCACCCAACUUGUUCGCCUAUACCAAGAUUUUCGACAAGAUGAGCGACGACGAUGACGUCCAAAUUGAAGGACCAGCUUUGGCGGAAGAUGAUCCCAUGCGCGCAUUCUUACCUACUUCAUUCGGGAAGAAAACGAAAGAGGCUGACAUAGCUGCACAAAUCGACCGAAGCAAGAGAACUAUCAACGAGCCGAUAUCUCGUCAAUCCAAGUCACCAGAAUCAGAUUCGAACAAUGACAGCGAUAGCGAUGAUGACUCAGAUGGCGCAGAUGACGAAGACGAAUAUCCUACAUCCCACGAAAUGAUCAUCAAAACUCACGACCGCGCCGUUACUUCGCUUUCGCUAGAUCCCGCUGGUGGCCGAUUAAUAUCGGGAUCAAUCGACAGCACCGUCAAGCUCCACGAUUUCUCUUCCUUGACCCCAACCACCAUCCGAGCCUUCAGGAGUGUUGAUGCUUAUGAAACCAAGUCAUCCGCCGCUUCAGAGUCCCAUCCGGUACACCAUGUUGAGUUCAAUCCUCUUGCUGGGAGUGUCUUCCUUUGCAUUUCGGCACAUCCCCAAGCCAAAAUACUAUCUCGAGACGGUGAUAUUGUGACCGAAUUCGUCAAAGGCGAUAUGUACCUUCGGGACAUGAAUAACACCAAGGGCCAUGUUUCCGAGGUGACAACAGGUACGUGGCAUCCCACAGACAAGAAUCUGUGUGUCACCGCAGGGACGGACAGUACUUUGCGCAUAUGGGACAUCAACAACAAACGUUGCCAGAAGGAGGUGCUGGUUUUCAAAUCGAAAGCCCCCGGAGCCGCAGGCCGAACACGAAUGACCGCUGUUGCUUGGGGCACUCCGGCACAAGGUGGCAACAACGUGCUCGUCUCUGCAGCUCUCGAUGGGACCCUGGUGAUGUGGAGCGGAAAUGGACCAUUCACACGACCUGUCGGGGAGAUCAGAGAGGCCCAUAAACCAAACACUUGGACUGGAGGUAUAGACAUUAGUUCGGAUGGACGAAUGAUAGUAACGAGAGGAGGCGAUAACUUGAUCAAGUUAUGGGAUACGCGGAAAUUCAAGGAGCCCCUGCUCUUUGUUGAGCAUCCGUCCACCUCCGAUCAUUAUCCAACAACCAACAUCAAAUAUGCGCCGAAUUCUACAAGCAUCAUCACUGGGUCGGCAACGGGCCAUCUUCACAUACUAAACCCCGGGAACUUGCGCCCCGAAUACAUUACACCUAUUACGCCCGGGUCGCCUGUCAUUGCUGUGGACUGGCACCCCAAGAUUAACCAGAUAAUCACUGGGUCCGCAAAUGCGGAAACGCAUAUUCUAUACAAUCCCUCCAUGUCGACAAAGGGUGCAGUGGAUGUUAUGUCGCGCGCUCCGAAGAGGCGACAUAUCGAUGACAACCCAGAGUUCACUACUGACCAGUCCCUUGGGCUCUCCGGGGACUCGAUUAUCACCCCAGGAGCGUUGCCUGGAACUAGGAAGACCGGUGUCACGGCGUCUGGAAAAUCAAAGGAUCCCAGGAGGCCACACGUUCCCCAGCAGACUCCAUUUUUGCGAAGCCAGCCUGACGAAAAGCACAUUAGUGAGAACAUUCCGCUGAGUCGAAUGCUACACGAGGAUCCUAGAGAAGCGCUUCUCAAGUAUGCAGACUUGGCUAAAAAGGAUCCUGUAUUCACGAAGGCGUGGAAGAGCACGCAGCCUGUAACACAGUACGCCGACGUAAGUGACGACGAAGAUGACGGCCCAGAUAAGAAGAAGGUGAAGAGAUGAGAAGCUAGGUACUCAAUGAAGAUGCGGAUAUCGCCGCAGCAAAUGUGAGACUUGAUUCCUUAAGAUAGCUUGUCUAAUAAGUUGUACCAGUUAAAUACUACUUACCUACCUAGGGUACCUAGGUAUGUAUAUAAGAUAUCACCACCUAGGGGCCGCGAUGGAUUCCGGCAAAGCUUAGGUAUGCAUAAGAGCUAGGCACCUGAAAUCCUAGCGCUUCUUGCUUUGUACAAUACAUACUAGGCAUAGAGUUACAGGGUGGUCAGUGAAAGGUAGGCCCAUAUGUAGAUCGACAAUGCCGGGCUUAGGCCAAUGGCAAAGACCCUGGGAAGCUUACUGGAAGUUUAUGAGUUUUAGGGAUAUUGAUAGGAACAUUAAGGCUAGGUUAGGUACUUACAUACUCUGCUUUGGAUUACCUAUCUCUACUGUGGACAACUGAAAUAAAGGUUUCUACUAUCUAAUUUAUAGUCUAAGAACAAAAGUCUGAGAACAAAAUACUAUCUACAUAGUAACACUUAGGAUAGCAGUGCAGUGAGUAGGUAGUAAGUUAAUAGCUACUUAUGGCUUUCUUGCUGUAGUUGUUUAUCACACAUUCACGGAUGCUUUAUGAACUUCAAUGCUGACAAGCUUGAUCAUUUUCACCAAGUAUUAGACACCAAUGUUUCCAAAGAAUAAAUAUACCUAGGUAGG